Messenger RNA from Nannochloropsis gaditana CCMP526, 1770 nucleotides. RefSeq lists its product as uncharacterized. The record is from RefSeq and is a predicted model, not a curated record. Gene Ontology annotation, biological process: transport. Gene Ontology annotation, cellular component: Golgi apparatus; membrane. The transcript is spliced from 3 exons. Bases 130 to 1611 code for a protein of 493 amino acids.
AAUUACAGACGUGCCCCGCUUGGUAGAUAGCCGCGGGCGCGUGGAAAGUGUUGCGGUCACUGUUUUCCGGUAUCGCUGAAGUCUCACUUUGCUUCACGUCGAGGACGAACUCGCUUCUACUUAGCAACCAUGCCGCUACAACACGGCUGCAUCCAGGCUUAUUCGCCGUGGUGCCGAGUCAUCUCUUCUAUUCUUCUCCUUGGGGUCCUUGCAAGAGUCGCCGAUGGUAUGGUUCAAAAUUUCCAUUACGAGGACGAGACAAGCCCCAUGUUCCAGCUCGAGACUUUUGGGUUUCGACCAGGGGGAGUUCCUGAGAAAACAAAGGAUGCGACCGUCCGUGCCGGUUUUUUGAUGCAUUUGACCGAAAGCGAGACGACUGCCCGGCAGGACUUGGAGGAGGCGCUCGAACGUCUGGCGGCGGACCAGGAGGACUGUUGGCUGGAUCACCGGGGGCCGAACGACGAGGUCAUCGACCUCUCCGACCCCGAAAGCUGGGCGGAAAAGCAGGUGCAGCACACCGUGGCGCCCGGGGAGGAAGGGCUCUACUCCUUGAUUUUCGUUCGCUGCCAGCCCGCUCCCUCGGCCGUAUCCUUCAAAAUCCACGCCAAAUUCUACAACCCCGGACCGAAUUACCUAUCUGCGGGGGAGGCCCCCUUGCCGACUCUGUACUUCGUCUUUUUCCUCUGCUACCUGGUGGCGAUGGCGGCCUGGGUGGCGGUCUGUCGGCGCCGGAAGGAGCACGUCCACCGCAUCCACAACAUGAUGCUGGCUCUGCUCGUGUUUAAAACCCUCUCCCUUCUCUUCGAGGCGGUGCGUUUCCAGGCCUACCAGAAACACGGGCUCACAGGCCAUGCGGACGGGUGGGCGGUCGUGUACUACGUCUUCGCCUUUGUGAAGGGGAUCAUGCGCUUCGUUGUGAUCCUCCUGAUCGGGACCGGGUGGAGCCUGCUCAAGCCCUACCUGUCCGACCGGGAGAAGAAGGUGGUGCUCGUGGUCCUGGCCUUGCAGGUGAUCGAUAACACGGCCAUGGUUGUGCUGGACGAGUUGUCGCAGACGUCGCCCGGAUCGGCAUCGUGGCUGACAUGGAGGGAUAUCUUCCAUUUGAUCGACAUCGUAUGCUGCUGCGCCAUUCUCUUCCCCAUCGUCUGGUCCAUCCGCCACCUCCGACAAGCGGCGGCCGCGGACGGCAAGAUGGAGCAUAUCCUGCGGAAGCUGACCUUGUUCCGGCAAUUCUACCUGAUGGUGGUCGCCUACAUCUAUUUCACCCGCAUCGUGGUGUUCCUGGUCAAAGCCACGCUUCCCUACGAUCUCCUCUGGCUCCAAGCGUUCUUCGAUGAGGGGGCCACAUUUUUGUUCUACACAGUGACAGGAUGGAAAUUUUGCCCGGCGGACGCAAACCCAUAUUUGGCGGUCGACACGGACGAACGAGACGCGGCAGAAUUGGAAGAGUUUGGACUGGACGAUUAUGAGGACGAUUUGGGCGAGGAGGAGGAGGACAUGAGGGAGGAAGGGAGGGAUGUGGGCGGCAUUGAGAUGAGGGAAGGUCCGGGGCACGGGAGGCAUCGUGGUCAACCCAAGCCAGGGGGGUGGAAUUCUAUCGUGAGCGUAUAGAAGAGAGUUAAUGGAAAGAGCCAAAAAAGGAGGACAAGAAAGUCAAGCACAGCACUGUAUGUAAGAUAUAGCAUGUCCUGCCACAAAACGGAGGAAAUGGAGGAAGACAGACGCAAGAAACUGUAAUUGAAUAAGGGCAAGAAACUAAAUGGUACGGCG